UUUUUUAAUAAUUGAAAAAGGAACAAACAUGGUAUUUGACAGUUUUGGCCGUUAUAUGUUUUAGUUUUUUUUUCAGCACUUCUCAAUGGAAUUUAAUUAAUAAUUUCAUGUUAUACUCUUCCUUAUUUUUUCCGUUUUAACAUGUUCUUUUGUUAAUUGUCGAAGUGACAUUUUGUAAACCAAAUAAUAAUGGGAAAUAACACUAGUAAAUCUUGUAACGACACAGUUAUUUGUACGCAGAAAAACGACGUAGACCUUAGUGCUAGUUCUGAUCCUAGGUCACCUACGCCAGAAAUAAUACGAACACCGCUUCAGGGUAAGCCUAAUGGAAAGCAUAAUAUAACAAAGAAUGUGGAUUUGAGAAAAACAUUUGAAAAUGCUAAAGCUGAAGAAAAGCUGAUUCACAAUAAUCCCAUACUUUCAGCAGUUAUAAAGAAUCAUUUGCAAUCAUAUGAUCCUCGUUCACCAACACAAGAAUUUGAAAGAACACCUAUUAUAAUUACUUCAAAAAUAAAUCAGCUUGAAAAUGAUAAAAAUAUAACUAGACUUCAAAGUGAAAUUAACUGUGGAAGUCCAUGCCUGAGGAACGAUAAUUAUGAAAUUAAUGAAAGCUCUGUAGAAGAAAUCAAUAGUCCUGAUUUAGUUAUACCUAAAAACUUAUGUGACGGAUUUUAUGAUAUGACCCUUAAUGAUACACUAAAAGAACCCAAUGAACCACUUGGAUCAUCAACAGCUUCAAAUGAAGCAAUAGAAGCAGAUAUAUCAGACACAAAACCAACAAAAUUAUUAGAGACAAAUUUUGAAUAUGUAGAGACUGAAAUUGAUAAAUUCGAGGACACUGAAGAAAAUGUCCCGAGUAUUAAUGGUGCAGACUGCAACAAAAAUGACGUACACCAUAUUCCUGUAUUUAAAAUCCUUGAUGAAGAUCCUCGUUCACCAUCUAUUGGUAUAGAUAGGACUCCUAUAGUAGUUGCCAUGAAAGCAGAAAAUAUGAGUAAUGACAAUGUAGAACAUAUGUCAGAUGACAGUUUAAUUAAAGUUCUACAAAAUACAAAUGCUGAACUUCGCCAAAAUGUAGCAAAACCUGUGGAAAAAAAUUCAGAAGGAUUAUUAAUUUAUGAAGAUGAAUCUGAAAGUAUUAAUGAUACACCUAAAAAGUCAAAAUCUGUUGGUAAUAGUGGCUCAAGAACUCCACUUUCUUGCAUGAAAAAUAAGACUGAUACUGGACAUUCAAGAUCAAAAUCAGCAAAUACUUUGUAUGACCCAAAGAAUCCUCUAGGUCCAUCAAAAGUUUCUAGAAGGGUGUCUCAUAUACCUAGAUUGAAAUCAUUAUCAAAACCGAUUAAAGUUGUUUCAACAGGGAGUACCAUAUCUUUAAAGUCCAUAGGCAAAACCUCAACAUUAGGUGGUGACUGUGAAAAUACACCUCCACACUCACAUCGUGAUAAAUGGGACAAGAAUAGCAGUAUUGUGCUUUAAAAUUUAUUAUGUAAUAAAUUGUUAUUUCUCUUGUAAUAAUUAAUUACUUUAAAUAAUAAUUAUUAUUUAAGUUUGUCUAAUCAAAUUUUAUUCCCACUUUAUAUUUUCCCUUUUUAAUAGGAAUGUUGAUUUAAUAAUUAUAUUCACUUCAUUUAACUGAUAUCAUGAUUAUUAUAAUAUAGUCUAAAUAAUCUACAAUAAGUUUUAUAAGAUCUGACAAUAAAAUAUGUGUAUACUUCAAGAGUUAUUUUAAUAAUAAUUUUUAGUCAUGUGAACAUGUAAUUUCUCUUUUGUAUUAUCUCAACAAUUGCAUAAUUGACAGACAAUUACUUCAAGGGUACAUAAGCUACCGUCUAGGGAAACCAUUUAAAAAAUUGUGUAUCGUUACAUGUACUGGUGUUUAAAAGGCCUGCUAUUCGCACUGUGAAAUCAAAAUCAUACUUUAAAUAUCAUUGGGAGAUCACUAAGUAUUCUACUACAUACACGGUGCGUCUAGCAGUUAAAAUAAGUAGCUAUAUUUUUUUUAAAGUUUUUCGAUUCGUCUCUAAGAAAAUUAAUGUUUCGCUUUUUUAUUACUUUCAGUUUCACCACCUACUUACCUGCAUUUUUUAUUUAAUGCGUGUUCGCGACUGAGGAUUAUCUUAACCGAAAAAGUUUUUUUUAUAACCAAUAUGUAAUUAUAUAACCUGCAUGUUUAAUCGUUGCCGUUACCAUUUGUAUACAAGAUCU
Molecule: messenger RNA, 2208 nt
Organism: Galleria mellonella (greater wax moth)
Lineage: Eukaryota; Metazoa; Arthropoda; Insecta; Lepidoptera; Pyralidae
Exons: 2
Coding region: 190-1479 (429 amino acids)
Source: RefSeq, a predicted model, not a curated record